This is a messenger RNA of Botrytis sinoallii, 1422 nucleotides long. RefSeq lists its product as uncharacterized. The record is from RefSeq and is a predicted model, not a curated record. The coding region runs from base 1 to 1422 and encodes 473 amino acids. Lineage: Eukaryota; Fungi; Ascomycota; Leotiomycetes; Helotiales; Sclerotiniaceae. The transcript is spliced from 10 exons.
AUGCCUAAUUGGAAGUCUUAUGAAGCAACUGUUCGCCUCCUCAGCGCCAUUGUUGCUGCACACCCAAAUCUCAAACUCGAUUACGCAGCAAUAUCCAAAUACUACGGAGAUGAGUCAAAUUAUCACCAAAUAUGGCGUUGUAUGAGUGGCAUAAAGCGUAAUGCCGAGAGCCUCCGAAAAGCAGUCGAUGCAGGACUCAAUGCCUCUACCGUCAAUCUCGAGAACGAUUUUAGCGUUAAGAAAGCAAUCAGCAUUCGCUUUGGUGGAGAUUGCACUGCCUCUGCGCUUGACAACAGAUUUAGGCGUUUGAAGUCUGAUGCUAAACUGAUCAACGCUGCCGUUGCCAGAGGACAAGAUCCUAUCCUCAUGAAUGUGGGCGAUACAAAUGGAGAGGUUGCCUGCAAGGGAAAGGAUUUGUCCCUUUUUGCCUACACUAAUGCUGCAUUAGCGACUUCCGUGCUUAUGGGAUCAGCAACUCCAGCUAGUCACAUCCAAUCACAGCUUCGAGAAACCAUCAAACCUCUUGGUGAACGCUUGAUUGCCAUGCGUGAUGCCGGCGAGGACUGUAAAGAUGUUGAUUUGACAGACUUGGGUACUCGCCGAUAUAAGGCUGAGAUUGCUGCAAAGAUGGGAUCAGAUGUCACUCCUAUUAGUGUUAAAGCACAGUUCAGUCGAAGCUUCAGAGUUUUGGCUGCUCGUCAAAAUGCUUUAUGUGCUGUUGGCAAAGACCCCAAGGAUGCCAGUUUGGACAAAUUGGGUAGUCAACAGAAGUCUGAGACUGCAAGGAUUAUGGGAUCAGACACUACUCCUUCAUCUCUCCAGAAUCACUUUCGUCGGACUGUCAAAGUUCUUUGCAAACGUCAGAUGUCGAUGCUAGCAGCAGGUCAAGACUCUAUGGAAGUCAGCCUUGAUGGUCUAGGAGGUGAGAUCGUUGCAAUUAUGGGAUCAGAUGUUACCGUUGAUGCUAUUAAGCAACAGAUUGGAAAGCGUAUCAAGGUUCUUGGCAGUCGCCAAACCAAGAUGCGAGCAGCCGGUCGAGAUCCCAAGAGUGUUGAUCUGGAAGGUUUAAUGCCUGCCAAGAAGGAAAAGGAUGAAAUGGACAAAUUCAUGGGAGAUUCCACUAUGAACGGUCUUCGAUUUCAAUUCGACACUCGUUACAAGGUCAUCGCCAAACGUCAGAAAGCCAUGCUUGCUGCAGGCGAAAAUCCUUCAACGGUUGAUAUUGUCACUGGCGGCAAGACUGAAGUUCAAAAGUGUUUUGGUUCAGAUGCUACUGCUGGUAGAAUCAAAUUCCAAUUUGCAACCACCAUCAAGAAGCAUGUCGACCAGAUUCGCAGUGCGAGAGCUGCUGGCAAAGACUGCAAAGAUAUCAUACUCAAUUCCAAUGGUCUCUUGAUUUACAUAUUCCAUUGCGGGCCUUGA